GUUUUCAUCAACAGCCGCCAUUUUGCGCUGGAGAGACUGAGAAGUAUUUCGGAAUUUGUCGUGUAAAUUUUCUGUUUUUUCUUACAUCAUUUAUCAUAAACUUUACCAUUCCGUAUAUUUUAAAGUGUUAAGUGAAAUCGUGUAUUUAGAUAGGUAAAAUAAGGUCCAUUAAGUAGCGAAAUCUGGUGAUAUUGUUUUCAUUUAUUGUACUAGUUCCGUCGGAAGAUGGUGAGAGGGUCUGUGUAGCUCUUCGAUUCGGAGCUUUGUAAUGGCGAAUACAUAAGUGAGAAAUUUUAAUAUGUGCCUUCAUCGGUUCGGAAGACAUCGAACGAUCGGGAUGUGGGUGAAUUACGUUGUGAUGGAUGACAAAUCGCUCUAAAAUGUUAAUUCUUGAAGAUAUAAGACAUAAAAGUGUUAUUUGAAUCGGCGGGCCGAAAUAUUCACGACGGCUUACGUUUAGUAAACAGAGCCAUGGCCGAUCAUCAUGUGGACGAGCCGCCUAACAAGCGGGCAAAGAUGAUCCGGGACCCUUUCCAGGGUCCCUCGGACACCGGAGAUUCUGGGUUCUCCAACCUGGACAUGUUUGACCUAGAGAAAGAUCUUCCUGAUGAGUUGAUGGGUUCCUGGGGAGAACAGCCCGGUGUGGCGGGGCCCAAGCCUCCAGCGCAAGGGCCCGGUCCGGGGGGCCAAGUGGCCCCACAGCAGCUGAACGGGGACGACCCCACGGCUGCCAUGCAGAGACAAAUAAACAAUCAUCUUAUGCAACAAGGCAACAAGAGUGGUUUAGUCGGCCACAACAACCCACUGGGGUUGAGUCUAGGUAGUAAGAGUCCAAAUUUACAGUCACCGCCCAAUGUGUCUGUCUCCAAGGAUCUCAUGGGCAAUAUGCAUCAGCAACUUAUACCAAAUACAAGCCAUCCCAACCAGUUGCAUUCAUCCAUGCCGAUGAGCUCUAUACAAGGUGGUAUGAACGUGGCGAAUGUGGGCAACAUGGUGGUGACGAACAGCAGCAUGUCGGGCCCGGGCGGCAUGCUGGGCGGCGGCAUCAUCAACAACGUGAACAAGCAGCUGCCCACGCUCAUGGCUAACAGUCACCACCCCGCGCACGCCGCCCACGGCCAGCCGCAACACCAUCCGCACGCACAGGCAAUGCAGAAUGGCCCACUCGCCGGAAGAGUCGGCGGUGGAGUGGGCGUGGGCGUCGGCGUCGGUGUGGGCAUGCAGGCGCCCAUGCGCACGGGACUGGCGCACGCGGCGCACGCAGCGCACGCGGCGCACAACACGCACGUGGGGCACGGGCACACACGCAUGGGCGCGCCGGGCGGCGGCGGACACCCGCUCGCGCCCUACCACCCCGCGUACGGGCAGCCGGCGGCGGGCGGCGCGGCGCAACGCGCGGCCGGCGUGCGGUUCGGGCCGCCGCCAGAGGCGGGGGGCGGGGCGGCGCAGGCCGUGCCCCCCGCGCCCUCCCCUCAGACGCCCGGCGCGCCUGCCGGUGGACAGUCGCAGCCGCAAGCGGCGACGCAGGGCGCGGCGGGCGCGGCGCCGCAGCAGGCGGGCUCGGGCUCCAUCGCCGACCCGGAGAAGCGCAAGCUGAUCCAGCAGCAGCUGGUGCUGUUGCUGCACGCGCACAAGUGCCAGCGCCGCGAGUCGCAGGCCAACGGCGAGACGUGGCAGUGCACGCUGCCGCACUGCAAGACCAUGAAGACUGUGCUCAACCAUAUGAUGUCGUGUCAGGCGGGGAAGAACUGUGCAGUACCUCAUUGUUCGUCUUCGAGACAAAUCAUCAACCAUUGGAAGCACUGCAACAAAAAUGACUGUCCAGUCUGCUUACCACUCAAACAAGCGGACAGGACUAGAACAAACACUAUGAACCCGGCCGCUGUGCCCCACUCGGCGGCGGGCGUGGGCGCGGUGGGCGGCGUGGGCGUGGGCGCGGCGGGCGGCGGCGUCGUGGGCGCCGUGAGCGUCAACGUGGCGCCCGCGCCCGCGCCCAACGCCCUGCCGUCCGUCAACCCACUGGCAGGCGGCGUCACAUCAACGGGCGCGCCCACGGGCAACUCCGUCGGCGGCGUGGGCGCCGUGGGCGGUGUGGGCAGCGUGGGCGGUGUGGGGAGCGUGAGCACUGUGGGCGGCGGCGCGGACAUGAAGCGCGCGUACGAGGCACUGGGCAUCGCGUGUCCCACGUCCGUGGCGGGGAUGGUGGGCGGAUUUGCGAGGGCGCCCUUCAGUCGGCUGCCUACGCCGCGGCCGUCCGGGCUGGGCGACGUGUUGCCGCAGCAGCAGUCCAUGCAGCAGCUGUUCACACACCAGCAGCAGCCGGAUUUGCAGCAACAAUCGCAACAGCAGCAACUGAUGGGUGCGAGCACGCUCCAGCUGCCAGCGGGGAACGUCACCGCCAACCCUGUCUCCGGAACGAAAGAGUGGCACCAGUCUAUAACACCCGAUCUCAGAAACCACCUUGUUCAUAAACUGGUGCAAGCUAUCUUUCCGACGCCGGACCCUACAGCGAUGCAAGAUAAACGUAUGCACAACUUAGUGGCGUACGCGAAGAAAGUGGAGGGCGAUAUGUACGAAAUGGCCAGUACGCGCUCCGAAUACUACCACUUACUAGCAGAGAAGAUAUACAAAAUACAGAAGGAGUUAGAAGAGAAACGGCAGAAGAGAAAAGAGCAGCAAUUGCAGCAGCAGCAGCAACAGCAGCAGCAACAGAACCAGAUGCAGCAGCAACCCGGCGUGUUAGGUGGCGGCGGCGUCAUGGGCGUGCGGCCCAACGUCCCUGGCGUCGGAGUCGUGGGCGGCGUGGGCGUGGGCGUCGGUCGGCCGAACCUGCCCACGCAGCCCGUCCUGCCCACGAUGCGCAUCCCCUCGCCCGGCAUGCCGCUGACGAUGCAGGGCAACCGCAUGUCGUACCAACCCAACCUGGUCGGCCCGCCGGGACCUAGCCCUAAUCAGAUGCCGCACACGCCCAACGGUGGCAGCGUGGGCAGCGUCGGCGGCGUGGGCAGCGUGGGCAACCCGGGCAUGUCGCCGUUCGGGCAGCCCAUGACGUCGCCCGCGCCGCAGUACCCGCUGGCGAGCAACGGGCCGCCGCUGGCGUCGCCCGGGCUCGCGGCCGACAUGAAGCGCAGCGCGGCCAGCCCCUUCAUGAACCACACGAGCGCGUUCCGCGGCGACGCGAGCGGCGCGUCCCCCGCGGGCGGCGCGGCCACGCCCGCCACGCCGCUCGCGCACGCCAGCCCCGCGCCCGACGCGCGCCCCGCCUCGCGCCCGCCCUCCGCCGCCGCGCCCGUCUCCGCGCAGAUGGCGGCGCUGCAGAACGCAGCAGCUGACGACAGUCCGCCGGACAUCAAACGCGAACCAGAAGACAUACGCAUCAAAGAGGAACCGGAGGAGGACUGCGGCGGCAAGGGCAUGCGCGACGAAACGCCGCAAGACAAAGAUGUGGUGGAUCGCUUCGACAGACCCGACCCCUUCAUCAAGCAAGAGAUAAAACAAGAGAUACCAGAAAUAAAAAGGGAGAUAAAGGAAGAACCAACGGAGAUAGCCACGUCGACCGACGGCACGAGUGACCGUGGUCCAAAGAAGAUGUUCGUUUUCAAGCCGGAGGAGCUUCGGCAAGCGUUGCUGCCAACGUUGGAGAAGCUGUUCCGGUUGGAUCCGGAGUCGUUGCCGUUCCGCCAGCCGGUGGACGCGACGGCGUUGGGCAUCCCGGACUACUUCGACAUUGUCGCGAAGCCCAUAGACCUGGGCACGAUAAAGUCGAAGUUGGACCGCGGCCAGUACAAGGACCCCUGGGAGUAUGUCGACGACGUGUGGCUGAUGUUCGAGAACGCGUGGCUUUACAAUAGGAAGAAUUCGCGCGUCUAUAGAUAUUGUACUAAGCUGUCGGAGGUGUUCGAGGUGGAGAUAGACCCGGUGAUGCAGAGCCUGGGCUACUGCUGCGGGCGCAAGUACACCUUCAACCCGCAGGUGCUGUGCUGCUACGGCAAGCAGCUGUGCACCAUCCCGAGGGACGCCAAGUACUUCAGCUACCAGAACAGUCUAAAAGCGUAUGGGGUUGUGUCCGAUAGAUACACCUUCUGCCAGAAAUGCUUCAACGACAUCCAGGGCGACACCGUGACGCUCGGCGACGAUCCGCUGCAGCCGCAGACUGACGUUUUUAGAGCGAUAAAGAAGGACCAGUUCAAGGAGAUGAAGAACGACCACCUGGAGCAGGAGCCGUUUGUGGUGUGCAUGGACUGCGGACGGAAGCAGCACCAGAUCUGCGUGCUGCACCACGACCAAAUAUGGCCCCUGGGCUUUUGCUGUGAUAACUGUCUGAAGAAGAAGGGCGCCAAGCGGAAAGAGAACAAAUUCAGCGCUAAGAAACUGCCAACGUCGAAGCUCGGCAUUUAUAUUGAGACGAGAGUCAAUAAUUUCCUUAAGAAAAAAGAGGCUGGCGCCGGUGAGGUGCACAUAAGGGUCGUUGCAUCGUCUGAUAAGAUGGUGGAAGUGAAACCUGGCAUGAGGUCUAGGUUUGUGGAGUCCGGAGAGUUGUGUUCCGAAUUCCCGUAUCGGGCUAAGGCGUUAUUUGCAUUUGAGGAGGUCGAUGGGACCGACAUUUGUUUCUUUGGGAUGCAUGUGCAAGAGUAUGGUAGCGAAAGUCCUUCGCCAAACACGAGGCGUGUAUAUAUAGCAUAUUUAGAUUCUGUACAUUUCUUCCAACCGAGGCAGUUCAGGACGGCCGUGUAUCACGAGAUUUUAUUAGGAUAUUUGGAUUACGCUAAGCAACUGGGCUACACCAUGGCCCACAUCUGGGCCUGCCCGCCCUCCGAGGGCGACGACUACAUAUUCCACUGCCAUCCGCCCGAACAGAAGAUUCCUAAGCCUAAGAGGCUGCAGGAGUGGUAUAAGAAAAUGUUAGAUAAAGGUAUAAUAGAGAGGAUAAUAUUAGAUUACAAAGACAUUCUUAAGCAAGCUAUAGAGGAUAAUAUAUUGUCUGCGGCGGAGCUCCCAUACUUCGAAGGAGACUUUUGGCCCAAUGUGCUGGAGGAAUCCAUCAAGGAGCUGGACCAAGAGGAAGAGGAGAAGAGGAAACAAGCCGAGGCCGCCGAGGCAGUGAUAUUCCAGUCUUCCGAGGAGAACGAGCAAGGCCCCGACGGCAAGAAGAAAGGCCAGAAGAAGGCGAAGAAGUCGAAUAAGUCGAAGGCCGCCCAGAGGAAGAACAGCAAGAAGCAGAGCGACCAGCAGCAGGGCAGCGAUCUCAGCGCGAAGAUAUUCGCCACCAUGGAGAAGCACAAGGAGGUGUUCUUCGUCAUCAGGCUACACUCCGCGCAGUCGGCCGCCAGCCUCGCUCCCAUCCAGGACCCCGACCCGCUGUCCAACUGCGACCUGAUGGACGGGCGCGACGCGUUCCUGACGAUGGCGCGCGACCGGCACUACGAGUUCUCGUCCACGCGGCGCGCGCGCUUCUCCACGCUGUGCAUGCUGUACGAGCUGCACAACCAGGGCCAGGACAAGUUCGUGUACACGUGCAACAGCUGCAAGUCGCACGUGGAGACGCGCUACCACUGCACCGUGUGCGACGACUUCGACCUGUGCGUGCCCUGCUACGACAAGGAGGGCCACCCGCACAAGAUGGAGAAGCUGGGCCUGGACCUGGACGUGGGCUCCUCGCCCGGCGACAUGAAGCAGGCCAACCCGCAGGAGGCGCGCAAGCUGUCCAUCCAGCGCUGCAUCCAGUCGCUGGUGCACGCGUGCCAGUGCCGCGACGCCAACUGCCGCCUGCCCUCGUGCCAGAAGAUGAAGCGCGUCGUCACGCACACCAAGAUCUGCAAGCGCAAGACCAAGGGCGUGUGCCCCAUCUGCAAGCAGCUCAUCGCGCUGUGCUGCUACCACGCCAAGCACUGCCAGGAGACCAAGUGCUCGGUGCCGUUCUGCAGCAGCAUCAAGCAGAAGCUGAUGCAGCAGCAGGUGCAGCAGCGCGUGCAGCAGCAGCAGCUGCUGCGCCGGCGCAUGGCCGCCAUGAACACGAGCACGCGCGGCGCCGCGCCCGCGCCGUCGCCGCCGCCCGUGCCGCUGGCGUCGCCGCCGCCCGCCAAGCCCACGGCGCACGUGCUGCCGCACAACGUGCAGAAGGCGCUGCAGCAGGUACAAGAAGAGGCGGCGCGGCAGCAGGCGCCGUCGUACGGCAAGCAGGCGGCGAUGGGCCCGCCGGUGGUGGGCACGGUGGGCGUGGGUGUGGGCGUGGGCGUGGGCCCGCGCGGCGCCGACUGGAGCGCGCGCUACCGGGCGCCGCCGCCGCUGCACCACCCGCACCACCGCCUGCCGCCGCACCAGCAGCACCAGCAGCUGCACCCGCAGCACCCGCAGCACGCGCCGCAGCAGAUGCAGCAACAGCGGGCGGUGGUGGCGCCGCAGCAGCAGCAGCAGGGCGCGCCGAUGCACCAGAAGGCGCUGGCGCAGCUCAUGGCCACGCUGCGCUCGCCCACCAGCCACAACCAGCAGCAGGAGAUCCUGCAGAUCCUCAAGUCCAACCCGCCGCUGAUGGCUGCCUUCAUCAAACAGAGAGCACAGAACGCCCAAAACCAGCAGCAGGCCGGCGGCGUGCCCGUGGGGAACGUGGGCAACGUGAACGUGGGAAACGUGAACGUGGGGCUGGGCGGCGUGCAGCAGCAGCCGCAGCAGCUCCAGCACAUGAUGCAGCCGCAGCAGCAGCGGCUGCAGCAGAUGCACCAGAUGCUGCCCCAACAGUCACAGGUGGGAGGGGUAUCCGGCGUGGGCACCGUGUCGGGCGUCGGGCUCGGCGGCGUGGGCAACGUGAGCGGCGCGCCCGCCUGGUACAAGCCGGGCGGCGGGCCCGCGGGCGCCGUGGGCGGCGUGGGCACGGUGGGCGGCGGCAUGAUGGCCAUGCGCGGCGCGUACGCCGGCGGCGUGGGCGGCGCGGCGCCGCGGCUCGCCACGCGCUACUUCCCGGGCGGCGGCGUGGGCGCGGUGGGCGGCGUGGCCGUGCUGCAGCGCUCGCCGCCCGCCACGCCGUCGCCGCGCCCGCCCACGCCCUCCGAGCUGCUCAUGAUGCGGCAGUCGCCGGCGCCGCCCGCGCCGCACGCGCCCGACGACCAGCUGCCGCCCAUGACGCCGCAGGACCAGCUCACGAAGUUCGUGGAGCAGUUGUAGUGUACAUAGUCACGGCGCGCCCGGUCGCCCUGUAACAUAUAGGCUAUCGCGGCCCGCGCCCCCCCGCCGAGCGCCUGACCCCCCCCAGCACUAUUUAUUGUCUCGUCGAUGAAGUCGCCGUCGUUAGCGACGCGAAUGAACUAUUAGUAUUACGAUGAAUGAACGAGCGCUCAAUGUACAAAUGUAAAUAUGAGAAGAGUACAUCCUGUCCGCUUUUGCGUAAUGUAAGUUGUUCGUAGUGUAGGUACAUUAAGUAUGAUACUUAUUAUCUAUUGUAAUUAAAUCAUUUUAUAAUAUAAUUAUGUGAUGAUUAUAAA
Bicyclus anynana (squinting bush brown) is the source of this 7475-nucleotide messenger RNA. It is a transcript of the gene nej, whose product is annotated as histone lysine acetyltransferase CREBBP. Gene Ontology annotation, biological process: positive regulation of transcription by RNA polymerase II. Gene Ontology annotation, cellular component: transcription regulator complex; histone acetyltransferase complex; nucleus. Gene Ontology annotation, molecular function: zinc ion binding; histone acetyltransferase activity; chromatin DNA binding. NCBI's taxonomy places the organism in Eukaryota, Metazoa, Arthropoda, Insecta, Lepidoptera, Nymphalidae. The transcript is spliced from 24 exons. Bases 472 to 7158 code for a protein of 2228 amino acids. The record is from RefSeq and is a predicted model, not a curated record.